AUGGGAUUGAACUAUGGAGUCGUGUAUAAAGAUGCAACCUUGAAGACACUUAAGGCUUCUGCAAAAGGAAUCGAGAAGGCAGAGCCCGGGAAAGACAAAGAGCCUCCUCCUCUAGAGACUGUCAGUACAUCAAAGCAUCACCAAGUCAUAGACAAGAAGCGUAGUGGUUUUAAAAGGCACUUGGCUCAAGACCUAGCAAGCAACAAGAAGCUUUGUGUGAGAUUUGGGAGACUCAUCACAGCCAUUGUUCAACAUUUGGGGAUUGACAUCCCCAGUUAUGAGCCUCUACCUAAAGCUGCCCUAUUGGAUCUCCAUGCCUUUCACCAAAUUCACUUCCUAAACCGUUGGACCCAAAACCCAACCAAGUUUUGCUAUGACAAGACCAUCGCUCCUUAUCACAACUACUACACACUUCAGUGCACAGGCAAGGCCCAGCGCCGCCACCAAGAACGCCAUGUUCUCAGCACUGGGAUGCCAGCAAACCUAGCCCUGGACCGUGUCAGCCAAUUGGAGAAAGUUGUGGAGUGCCAGUCACGCUUCAUCUCGCGCCUAAUCCGCGUAGUUCGCCACAUUGCACCGGAUAGACUCUUCCGCCCUUCUCUCACUGCUAGAGAACCAUAUGAGCCCGAUCUUGGCGAGUUCUCACUCACCUCCGAGCUUGGUUCAGAAGGCGACGAUCCCAUAGAAGAGGAGGAGAGUACAUCCCACCACAACACCUAG
Molecule: messenger RNA, 720 nt
Organism: Microthlaspi erraticum
Lineage: Eukaryota; Viridiplantae; Streptophyta; Magnoliopsida; Brassicales; Brassicaceae
Source: the annotation of a GenBank genome assembly